This is a messenger RNA of Ilyonectria robusta, 1037 nucleotides long. RefSeq lists its product as uncharacterized. The record is from RefSeq and is a predicted model, not a curated record. Lineage: Eukaryota; Fungi; Ascomycota; Sordariomycetes; Hypocreales; Nectriaceae. The transcript has a single exon. Bases 308 to 862 code for a protein of 184 amino acids.
GACUCUCGUUGCGCAUUGAUAAAGGCACGGGAAAUUGGGCAACAUUCCUCUCUGGUUGAUUGGAUUCCCUGCCAGGAACGAGGUUCCGCGAGUUCAAGAAAACGCCAGUGUUGUUGCUUGGGCCGCCCUCGCAUAGAGCGAACCUGACCCUGGGAACGCGUCGUGCCGGGUAGGGCCCGCCUGCAUCGGUCUCCCUGCAUGGCGUAGCAUGGCAUGGCACGUCUUCAGAUAGCUUCCCGCACGAAGUGGACUGACUACUAACUACUACGAGGUAGGACACAGGUGCUGAGGACGGAUACGAUGUGGCAUGCCGACUCCUGCUGCACAGGUGAAGGGCAAAGAAAGGAGGGGGGUCCUUGAAAUAAAGGAGGUACACAGGGGCGCGGCUAUUCCCCGUCGCACCAGGUUACACAAGCAAACAAAAGAAAUAUCGGCGACGCCCAGAACGGACAGGGCUGGAUGCCGAAAGCAUUCAGUGGAGGGGGACCGGGCGGGACGAGACGAGACUGAGAGCGAAACCAAGAGAUGGGAAGACUGUCUGACUUCCGGACGGACACACCGCAGGGACUCGACGGUAGCUGAAGAGGAUAGCUCAGCCCCCUGCUUAUUGCGCAACGCGAUUAACGUGGCGCCCGACACGACACAUUCAGCAACCGAAGAGUCCCCCAGUCUCCGUCCCCGGUCCCCCGUCCCCAACAACCUGCGAGCGAUUGAGAGUGCGACUGCGACUGCGACUGCGACCGCAACGACUGGGGGACCUCGUAAUUACCUUAAACCAAUCCCUAAUCGGCGGUACCCAAGAGCUGGGUGGCUACGGUGCGCGAUGGCCCACGCCACACAGUCGAGUCCGGGGCGAUCUUGACCAGGCUGGCCAAUGACGGAAGAUGAUGAGCCGUGCCAUGGCCAACGGAGCCCCGUCGCAGCGACACCCCCCACGGCCGCCAAACUUCUUUUCGCAAUAGCGCUUCAUUCCCACCGCGAUCGCUCGCGGGCUAGUCCCCCCUGGAAGACCCCCUCCGGCGCCCGAGACUCAAGCU